Molecule: messenger RNA, 924 nt
Organism: Aspergillus welwitschiae
Lineage: Eukaryota; Fungi; Ascomycota; Eurotiomycetes; Eurotiales; Aspergillaceae
Exons: 3
Coding region: 1-924 (307 amino acids)
Source: RefSeq, a predicted model, not a curated record
AUGCAGACUAAUCAGCCACCCGAAAUGCCACCCAACCCGGAGCAUGGAUUCCGCACCCUAAGAAGCAUCGCAAAGAUAAUGAAGAGCCUAGAAAGUCGAGAUGUCCUCAACUUUCUAUCCCCCUCUCUUUGCGAGGCAAACAACAUAGUUCUGCUGCCCUUGGACCUCGAAGCUGAGCACCAUUAUAAGGGUAAUUCAUCAACCACGCCCCUCCUCUUCGAUCCUCUCCCCAUCGAAGCCUUGUACGCCUUUCCUAUCGACCCGCACCCCUACGCCUCAAUAGACAAGCGUGAAGGCUCCUGCUUUUCGAUUCACGACUACGACACCAUCAAGGACGAUCCGUGCAAGUCCUAUCCGCCUUUCCGUUUGAGAGAACUAGCCAUCAAGCUAGAGAGAUGGAUCCAUCUCGCUCCACGAACUCAUCGCUACAGCGCCCUCGCCUGUACUAUGACGCAUAUUGGACCCUGGUAUCCAUCCAAUACAAUCGACAAAUUAUACGGCCGGAUAUCGAACAUUUACGACAAGCUCGGAGACUAUCUGUAUACCGUGAAUCGAAUUUACGAAUGUAUAGAUGAUGGGUACCCAUAUAUUGUCAUGAUCACUCAGCAUUGGUGCAAAGAAGCAUGUCCCGAGGACUCUAUGAUGCGAUUUGAGCUCCUGGGCGUACUUCAGACGAUGCGCACCCGACUAGAGAAAGAUGAAGAAGAUUCGGAGGGGAUGCUUCCUGUCCUAAUGAUUUCAUUUAUGAUACCCUCACAUGCCCGGAUCCUGCAGGCGCAUAUGCAUAAUGGGAAGCUGGUCGUGGCGCACAGUCGCAUUUAUAGCUUCGAAACUAUGCGUGAGGCGCCAAUGGAUUUGUUCACAAGAUGGUUGCUGUCGAGCCCGGUUGGACCGCGGAAGGCCAGUAAUACGGACGAGGAGUAG